AUGGACAGUAUGUUGGACAAUACGGGGAUGGCAUGUACAGCAGUAAAAGGAAACAAUGAGAAUGAGAAUGAUCUGGAUCUCAGUACUGUUAUGGUACGUGACAAGCGUGACAUACCGCUAGAAGGGAAAUCGGACACAUAUGUGUAUAACGUAGGAGCGAGUGUGCAGGGUGUAGGCAGGAGAGAUGGGAGGAAUGAGGGCGUGCAGUCGUUGAAAGAAAACAAGCUGCUGCCAAAUAAGAGAGUGCAAAAUAAUGCCGAGGAUACGUGGGGUAGUGCGCUGUAUGUAGACUGGCUGGCUGGUUCAGAUGAUAAGGGCAACGGGACACCGCAGAAGCCGUUCCGAACUUUCAGUAAGGGUAUUAGGAAUAGCCAAGAAGGGGGGGUGAUAUAUGCAACAGUGGGGGACUACGAGGAAGGGGAGACAUUGAGUGUGGACAUAAGUGUGCGCAUUAGGGGAGGCAUGAAGAAAG
Molecule: messenger RNA, 472 nt
Organism: Sphaeroforma arctica JP610
Lineage: Eukaryota; Ichthyosporea; Ichthyophonida
Exons: 1
Source: RefSeq, a predicted model, not a curated record